AUGACUAUAUUUCGUUGUUGGAAAUUUUAUCAGGGAAGCACAUGGGAUCCAGAUGGACGCAUGAUACUUAUUACCUUUUCUGAGUCCUCAUCUUUAGGUGCCAUCCAUUUUUCUUCCAAGCCUCCAUUGCUAGAUGCGCAUCUUUUACCUGUUGAUUUACCGGAUAUUAAAACCCUGACAAACAGUAUUGACAAAAUCGCAUGGGAUGCUUCUGGUGAGCGAUUGGCUGUGUCUUACAAAGACGUGAACAAGAUAUACAAGGGUCUUAUUGCCAUUUACGAUGUUAAGAGAACUCCAUUUAUUUCUGCGUCGUUAAUUGGAUUCAUUCGAGGACCAGGAGACAACCCACAACCAAUAACAUUCUCAUUUCACGACAAGUUCAAACAAGGACCGUUACUCUCUGUUUGCUGGAGCAGUGGUUUUUGCUGUACUUAUCCUCUCUUGUUUCGUUCACAUAAUCUUCCUUAAGAAUGGUUAUUUUGUUAUGGAAGGAUUUUUGCAUAGUGUGAUUGAAUGAAUAUUUGGAAUGAACAACAUUAGUUUUUAUCGAUAUGAUAUAAAAUUUCGGUGUCUUAUCUUUUUGGUUACUGUAACGAUAUGAUGAGCUUAGAAUGCUCAAUGUUUUUUUUAGAUAUU
This is a messenger RNA of Impatiens glandulifera, 636 nucleotides long. RefSeq names its product aladin-like. NCBI's taxonomy places the organism in Eukaryota, Viridiplantae, Streptophyta, Magnoliopsida, Ericales, Balsaminaceae. The record is from RefSeq and is a predicted model, not a curated record. The transcript has 5 exons. Gene Ontology annotation, biological process: nucleocytoplasmic transport. Bases 1 to 468 code for a protein of 155 amino acids. Gene Ontology annotation, cellular component: nuclear pore.